AGCCACCCUGCAUGCGUACGGCCAGUCCAUGCAGCAGAGGAUCAUCUAGCUAGCUAGCAAUGGGGACGACGGCCAGGAAGAUGAUUAGGAGCUGCAGCCAGUGGCGGCUCUUGAUAGCUGUGUCCAUCAUGGCGUCGGCGGUGAGCGGGAGGGACCUGAACCAGACGACGGCGACCGAUAAGGAGAUGAAGGUGCAGGGAGGAAUAUCAAGGCGGCCGCUGGUGACGGCGCUGAUCGUGUUCGGCGACUCCAUCGUGGACCCCGGCAACAACAACAACCUGCCGGACACGAGGAUGAAGGCCAACCACGCCCCCUACGGCAAGGACUUCACCAACCAUGUCGCCACCGGCCGCUUCUCCAACGCCCUCCUCCCCUCCGACAUCAUCGCCCAGAGGCUCAACCUGAAGCCGCUGCUCCAACCCUGGCUGAACGUGGAGCACACCCCGGAGGACCUCCUCACCGGCGUCAGCUUCGCCUCCGGCGCCACAGGCUUCGACCCCUUGACCCCGCAGCUCGUCCGCGUCUUCACCAUGGACCAAGAGCUCGAGUUCUUCGACGCCUACCGCCGCCAGCUGGUCUCCAUCGCCGGCGAGCCCGAAGCCUCCCGCAUCAUCUCCAACGCCUUCUUCUUCGUCUGCGCCGGCACCGACGACUUCGCCAACACCUACUUCAUGUCCCCCUACCGCGCCGGCGACUACGACAUCCCGUCCUACGUCUCCCUCCUCGUCUCCGGCGCCGAGUCCUUCCUCCGCAACGCCUCCGCCAGGGGCGCCAGGAAGAUGGCCUUCACGGGGAUGCCGCCCAUCGGCUGCGUCCCCUCGCAGCGCACCAUCGGCGGCGGGACGCGCCGCCGGUGCGAGGCAAGGAGGAACUACGCGGCGCUCAUGUACAAUAAAGCCUUGCAGGAGCUUAUCAACAAGCUUAAUGGGGAGCCUGGGUUUGGGACGCUGGUGGUCUACUUUGAUAUCUAUGAUAUCAUUGAAGAGCUUGCUGUUCAUGGAGAUCGGUACGGGUUCACGGAGAUGACCCAUGGCUGCUGCGGGUCCGGGCUGAUCGAGGUGACGAUGCUGUGUGACACGAGGUAUAUGGGCGUCUGUGAUGAUGUGGACAAGCAUGUGUUCUUUGAUAGCUAUCAUCCGACGCAGAGGGCCUAUGAGAUCAUCGUCGACCACAUGUUCAAGAACUACGUGCCACUCAUGCAUCUCUAGGCCACCUAAUACCGGUUUAUUAACUUGAUUAUGCAUAUGUAUGUGCAUGAGAGGUGGAUCUACAUCAGACCUUUUGAUUUUAAUUGUGUUCUGCUGUCGAUGCAUGCGAUGAUAUUUUCAGAUUUUGCGCAUCACACA
Molecule: messenger RNA, 1346 nt
Organism: Brachypodium distachyon (stiff brome)
Lineage: Eukaryota; Viridiplantae; Streptophyta; Magnoliopsida; Poales; Poaceae
Product: GDSL esterase/lipase EXL3
Exons: 2
Coding region: 60-1208 (382 amino acids)
Molecular function (GO): hydrolase activity, acting on ester bonds
Source: RefSeq, a predicted model, not a curated record